Molecule: messenger RNA, 2167 nt
Organism: Malus domestica (apple)
Lineage: Eukaryota; Viridiplantae; Streptophyta; Magnoliopsida; Rosales; Rosaceae
Cellular component (GO): cytoplasm
Source: RefSeq, a predicted model, not a curated record
UCCUGAAGCUAAUCCAGUCCGAGAUCCGGUUCAACAAACGCUCCCAAAUAGUCCAAGUUAAGAACUGCGUGGCGGCGUGGCCUACUAACCGACUCACCGAGGAUUGCCUCCAGAUUCCUUCCCUCCCUCCGGUCCGACCCCUUCUCUCUAGUUCCGGAACCAUGAGAGAAAUCGUCACUCUCCAAGUUGGAAGCUUUGCAAAUUUCGUGGGCUCCCAUUUCUGGAACUUCCAGGAUGAACUACUUGGGUUGGCGGAGGACCCUAACUCCGACCCGGUAUUCAAGAAUCAGUCUUUGAACAUGGACGUGCUCUACCGCUCUGGUGAGACGCACCAGGGCACUGUGACUUACACUCCCCGCCUCGUUUCGGUUGAUCUUCAAGGUUCCCUCGGGUCUAUGAGUACACGUGGCACGUUGUACGAUGAGAGUUCAUCUGCAUCAUCAAACAUUUACACAUGGGGUGGUAAUGUUACUACUCAAGUCGCCGAGCCUCAUAAAAAGAAUUUGUUCUUACGAAGUUUGUAUGAGGAAGAGCCGGUGAAUCUUUUGACUCUUGGAAAUGGUGUCAAUGCUGGGGGGAAGAGUUGUCGAGGAGAAAUUCAUGACAGUGACAAAGUGGAGAGUUUAGAAAAUGGGGUCCAGUACUGGACUGACUUUUCAAAAGUUCACUAUCAUCCCCAGAGUUUAUAUGAAUUGAGUGGAUUGUGGGUAGAUCCUCAGAAAUUUGACAAUUACGGGAUUGGAAGAGAGUCCUUAUCAGCAGGUUUACAGGGAGAAGAGGUUAGUGAGAGGCUUCGCUUUUUCGUAGAAGAGUGCGACCAUAUUCAGGGUUUUCAAUUCAUCGUUGAUGACUCAGGAGGUUUCUCUCCUCUAGCUGUGGAUGUUCUGGAGAGUAUUGCAGAUGAAUACACAAAUGCUCCAGUGUUGCUCUAUGCUGUGCGUGGUCCUGGUUCUUCCAUGGACCCCAGAAGCCAGAAGCAGAGAGUUAGUAGGAAGCUUCACGAUGCAGUUUCAUUUUCAAAGCUAUCAUCCUUAUGCAAAUUGAUUGUUCCAGUCGGGUUACCCUCAUUGAGUACAAGUAAAGCUUCAAGAUUUCUCAGCAUCAAUGAUAAAAAGCCUUAUCACUGCAGUGCAGCUUAUGCUGCUACCCUACAUUCUAUUAGUCUUCCGUUCCGAAUGGAACCACUCGGGCCCACUGCAGACUCAUCUUAUGCUUCUGGUGCUGUGACUAUUAGUGAGGUUGUGCAAAUCCUAGCAGGGCAAGCUAGGCAGAAUAUGGUUGCCAUUCUGGAUGCUGCAAUGCCAUCCCCUUCUUUAACUGGGAAUUGGGUUGGUCAAAAUUUAACAGGGAAUUUGCAGCCAUUGACACCAGAGAUAGCAGAAGAUGUCGAGGAUUUACAGUCAUUAGAAUCCAUGAUAGUCCAUGGGGCCCUAGGAUCAGGAGGUCAUCGAGCAUCAAUUUCUGAAGUUAAGGACACAGUCCAUGCUGCCUAUGAGCAUGGAAUAACAAGGCCUAUGUUCUGCCAUCUGUCAGUGGCUCAAUGUCCUCUUCCAAUACCUUUGCCUUUUCCUUCAAUCUUUGGCAACCUUGUUGGCCAACAUGGUGAACUUUUGAGCACGCCAAUUGUUGGUUCCCCAUCAAGGGGAUCACUUGAUAUCCAUUCCAUCCCCAUGGCAGCUAGGCUACGGUCUAGCAGUGCCGUCUUGCCAUUUUUAGAGAAUAGAUUGGGCAGCCUUCGUAGCUGUGGGAUUGCCAGAGGAGCACCUGGGGCGGAGCUAGUUAGAAAUUGGGGCUUUGCAAAGGAUGAAUUGGAAGACAUGGGUGAGAUGCUGUCUAAAAUGAUUGCAACACUGGAUCUGCGUUCUGAAAUGUCCUCUGAUUCAGAUUAAUUUUCCGGUUAGUGUCUCUAUGUCUUUCUCUUUCCAUUUGUUCUCUGUAUAUUAUAUAAGCGAGACAGUAGUUGGUCUCAUAGAACCUCGAGUCCAAUAUGUAUGAGUUAAGCUUUCAUAGUCUUGUUUUCGGGUCCAAUAUGCAUGGGGAGAUUUGUGUGCCUAUGUAAUUUCUAAUCAUUUUAGCCAACUUCCCUAGAUUGUUGUGGUUGUAUAUAAACGAUGGUCCAAUUCAAACGUAGAUUCAAAAUUUAAAAUUAUUGAAUCAGCUUCGAACA